Fusarium pseudograminearum CS3096 is the source of this 876-nucleotide messenger RNA. RefSeq lists its product as uncharacterized. NCBI's taxonomy places the organism in Eukaryota, Fungi, Ascomycota, Sordariomycetes, Hypocreales, Nectriaceae. Bases 1 to 876 code for a protein of 291 amino acids. The transcript is spliced from 2 exons. The record is from RefSeq and is a predicted model, not a curated record. Gene Ontology annotation, molecular function: S-adenosylmethionine-dependent methyltransferase activity.
AUGGCCACCGAAAACCCCUUGGAGGAUCGCAUCUCCUCUGUUCCCUUUGCGGAACAAGGUCCCAAAUGGGAUAGCUGUUGGAAAGAUGCCUUGACACCCUGGGACCGCGGCACCGCUUCCAUCGCUCUUCACGAUCUCCUCGCUCAAAGACCCGACCUUGUGCCACCCUCUCAGCACCAGGACCAUCGCGGACACCCUCUCCGAGACGCCGCAGGUGCUAUCCAGAAGAAAACCGCUCUAGUACCCGGCUGCGGCCGUGGUCAUGACGUGCUGCUCUUGAGCUCGUGGGGCUACGACGUUUGGGGUCUCGACUACAGCGCUGCUGCCAAAGAGGAAGCCAUCAAGAACCAAAAACAAGCCGAAUCAGAAGGUCUCUACAUGCCUAUCGACGGCUUAGAUAAAGGCAAGAUUCACUGGGUCACCGGCGAUUUCUUCACGCAAGAUUGGUCCAAGGGUGCCGGUGAUGACGGCAAGUUUGAUCUCAUCUACGAUUAUACGGUAAUUCUGCGUCCUUCGACCCCAGCUCUUUUCCUGUGCGCGCUGCCCCCAGAUGCAAGGCCAAAAUGGGCCAAGCGCAUGACAGAGCUGCUUUCCCAUGAUGGUCGUCUCAUCUGCCUCGAGUUUCCUUCGACAAAACCCAUGUCCGCCAACGGUCCCCCGUGGGGCGUUUCCCCUGAGCUUUACGAAGCCCUUCUAGCAGCUCCGGGCGAAGAAAUCGCAUACAACGACGACGGUACUGUCCACGAGGAUCCUUGCUCAAAACCUUGGGCCGAUGCCCUACAUCGACUGAGUCUCCUCAAACCAACAAGGACACACAAGGCCGGCAUGAGUCCAGAAGGCGCAGUUAUGGACUUCCUCUCUGUCUGGAGCCGAUAG